CAUGGUGAGAGAUUUAAACACUCUCUUGCUUUUAUUUCCCUCUCUCUUACUGUGAGUCUCUUCUUCCACUCUAUUUAUGUAUAAUUAAAGAGACCCCCAAAAGAAAAAAUUGGAAAUUUUAUUCCCCCUUAUGGCUCACUCUUCUCUUCCAAUCUUUUUAGAUCCUCCAAAUUGGCAUCAAUCGAAUCAGGCAGCAGCAACAAACGACGAUCAUCAAGAUCCACGUCAGCUUCCGGCAGCAUUUCUACCACCGCCGCCGCCUUCGACGGGUCAUGGAGGAGGUGGAAUCCGGCCAAAUUCUAUGGCGUAUAGAGCGCGGCUAGCAAUGAUACCGCAGCCGGAGGCAGCAUUAAAAUGCCCUCGUUGUGAUUCAACAAAUACAAAAUUCUGCUAUUUCAACAAUUACAGCCUUUCUCAGCCGCGCCAUUUCUGUAAAGCCUGCCGCCGGUACUGGACCCGCGGCGGCGCUCUUAGAAACGUCCCCGUCGGCGGUGGCUUUCGUAAGAACAAGAAGAAGAAGAAGACAUCUAAUAACCGAUCUAAGUCCCCCACUCCCUCUCAAUCUCAAUUGGGUAAUUCAAGAUCAACAAUGUCAAGAAAUUGCAACAACAUUGAGAGUAGUAAUACAACGAGGGAUUUUCCAUCACAUCCUUCAUUACAAUUACCUUCGAUAAACAUUAUUCCAUCUCUUCAAUCACAGAUUUCUCGUAGUUUUGGAAACAACUUUGCUGGAAUUCACAUCAAUAAUUCCACUGCCACCGCCGCCAGGGAAUUCGACCAAUGGCAACGUUUUCAACAACAACCAUUCCUCGUCGCGGGACUUGAAUCUCCGACCACCACGACAACUGCAGCAGAAUAUCCAGAAAUUGAUGUCAACAACAACAACUUUGGUGCUAACUCAUUACAACAAUCAAGUGGUUUGGUACAAUACAACAACAAUAAUAAUUGUCCUCAUCAACAACAACUGCAGAAUCUGACACAGUUUUCGAGAAUUCCUAUGAAAAAUGAAGAACAAAACCAAGAACAAGGAACAAUGUUAUCAAAUUUCUUACGACCAAUUGAUCAAAACAACAGCCAGUUUUGGGGAAGUGAACAUCAAAAUUCAUGGACAGAUCAUCAUUUGUCAGCUCUAAGUUCUUCUUCAAGCAGCCAUCUUUUGUAAGAUUUUUUUUUCUUUUUAAUUUAAAAUAAUGUAACUUUUUUUAUUUAUGAAAAAAAAACAUAAUUAAAUAAAUGUAGAGAGAGUUUCAAUAUUAUUGUGUUGUGUAUUGGCUUUUGUUAUGUUUUUUUUUUUAAGAAUCCAAUUAUUUGUUUAAUGUCACACAUAUUUUUAAUAUAGUGUUACAUUUUAAUUA
Molecule: messenger RNA, 1355 nt
Organism: Cucumis melo (muskmelon)
Lineage: Eukaryota; Viridiplantae; Streptophyta; Magnoliopsida; Cucurbitales; Cucurbitaceae
Product: dof zinc finger protein DOF3.6
Exons: 3
Coding region: 131-1162 (343 amino acids)
Biological process (GO): regulation of DNA-templated transcription
Molecular function (GO): DNA-binding transcription factor activity; DNA binding
Source: RefSeq, a predicted model, not a curated record